Molecule: messenger RNA, 1086 nt
Organism: Cucurbita pepo subsp. pepo (vegetable marrow)
Lineage: Eukaryota; Viridiplantae; Streptophyta; Magnoliopsida; Cucurbitales; Cucurbitaceae
Product: reticulon-like protein B12
Biological process (GO): response to bacterium
Source: RefSeq, a predicted model, not a curated record
AACUCAGUCUGCCCUCAAACUCCAAAGGGUAACAGAUAGUGGGCAACAAAAAGCUAAACACAGCCCCUGUUUUUCCUUAUCCUUGGCUCCUUCACAGCUCUCGCUUUCUGGUUCUGUUUCUCUAGUGUAUUGUGAAUCCUGUGCUGGAAUCGAGAUCCUCUCUUUUCCCUUCUUUUUUGAUGGGUUCCUCCGAUCGUUUAUUCCGCGGGCAGCGAACUCUUCACGAACUGAUCGGCGGCGGUCUUGUUGCAGAUGUAAUUCUAUGGAGGCAAAGGAAUCUAACUGUGGGGAUAUUGUUACUUAUGCUGGCAACUUGGCUGGUGUUUGGGAGAUGUGGUUACACCCUUUUGUCUUUAAUUUCCAGUGUUCUUCUUCUUCUUGUUACCAUUAUCUUUAUCUGGGCAAAAUCUGCAUCCAUUCUCAAUAGACCAGCGCCGCCUCUUCCUGAGUUGCAUCUCUCAGAAGAUAUGGUAAACGAAGCUGCGAGUUUCGUUCGUUCCCAUGUGAAUACUUUGCUGUCUGUUUCACAAGAUAUAGCAAUGGGAAAAGACCCCAAAUUGUUCUUCAAAGUAGCUGCUUGCCUAUGGCUGAUUUCAGUUAUCAGUGGCUUGACUGAUCUUCUCACAUUGGUUUACACCAGCCUUUUACUCGUGCUAACGGUUCCCGCAUUGUACGAGAAGUAUGAAGAGUAUGUAGAUAGGCAUAUCUUAUUGAUCUACAGAAAGUUGCAUCAGUUUUAUGUGAAAUUGGAUGAGAUGCGAGUUCUCACAUACCAACAAUGGAUUUUGGAGAAAGAAAAACUGAGCUCAUAUCACUGAUCUCUCUUGUUCAUUCGUGGCUUCUUCUUCUUGUUUCAUUUUGGAUGUUUUAUGGUGUUUUUUCAACCCACUUCGGCAUGCAGCUCAUCAGUGACAAGCGUGGAGUUUGACAGAAGCGUGAGAGAUGAUUGUACUUUGUUCAUAACAACUUUGUUUUCAUUUUCUCUAAUUCCUGCUAGAGAGAUGUAUUUAAUGAAUUUUGGAUUUUGUUUGCUAUUUGUUUGAUGAUUACAGGCAAGUUGAUAAUAUAUUUAUGUAAUUCUAUCUA